This is a messenger RNA of Phytophthora sojae, 870 nucleotides long. RefSeq lists its product as hypothetical. The transcript is spliced from 2 exons. The annotation marks the transcript as partial. The record is from RefSeq and is a predicted model, not a curated record. Gene Ontology annotation, molecular function: protein binding. NCBI's taxonomy places the organism in Eukaryota, Oomycota, Peronosporomycetes, Peronosporales, Peronosporaceae.
AUGCCCACGACAAGCGUGAUGUCGUCGUUUGACCGGCUUCGAGAGCUGGAGAAAAAGCGAUUCUAUGAGGAGCGCAAGGGCCAGGUGCCGGUCAUGGAUGCCGAGACGCUGCGUGAGCUGUGUCUGAACAACGACGGCUACGAAACGCCAGAGCUCAACGACAGCUUGUACGCUCACUUCCGCGGGUUCCAGCGCAUCGAGGGUUUGGAAGCGUACUACAACCUAAAAGCUCUGUGGCUCGAGUCGAAUGGCCUCUCCAAGAUCGAGAACCUGGAGCCUCUUGUCAACCUGCGGUGUCUCUAUCUGAGCAAAAACCUCAUCGAAAAGGUCGAGAAUCUACACACCCUGCGCGAACUCAAUACGCUGGACCUGAGCGAGAACCGCAUCCAGUCGUUGGAGGGGCUGGCCCAACUGCCCAACUUGCUGUCGCUCAAUGCGUCUCGCAACCGCCUCACGAGUAGCGCUGACUUGCAAGAGCUCGCGAAGUGCCCGCUUCUCAACAACAUUGACAUCAGCCACAACCAAAUCGACGACCCGGAGACUUUGAGCGUACUGAAGGCUGUCCCAAUGCUGAAGGCUUUGCGAAUCACCGGCAACCCCGUGGUCUCCAGCACGCGAUCGUUCCGCAAGACGUACAUUGCAGCGCUCCCCCAGCUGUCGUUCCUAGACCGACCCAUUUUCCCGAUCGAGCGCGCCUCGGUGACAGCGUGGCAAUCUGGCGGACUCGAGGCUGAGCGUGAGGCCAAGCGUGCGUUUAGUUUCGGGACUGGCAAACGCAGGUUCGAGAGCGGAGGAUCAAGGAGCUGGAGCUGGAGCGGGCCCAGAAGCUGCUUGAAGCCACCCCCGAGGCAGAGCCAGAAGAAGUCGAUG